Coturnix japonica (Japanese quail) is the source of this 998-nucleotide messenger RNA. The record is from RefSeq and is a predicted model, not a curated record. NCBI's taxonomy places the organism in Eukaryota, Metazoa, Chordata, Aves, Galliformes, Phasianidae.
GCUGUUGUCAUAGGGCGCCGUGACCGAGAUGGGCAGCACGCGGUUAACCUUGGAGGGUUUGCGGGAUGCUAUGAAGUACAUGCUGCAGUCCGAGGGAUUCGACAGGGUGCUCGGCAAGGUGAAACUUCUUUCUGCAAAUCCAGGAAAAGUUGUGUGCGAAUUGAAAGUGGAGGAGGAACAUUCCAAUAGAUUUGGCACGUUACACGGAGGCUUGACAGCCACACUUGUGGAUGUUGUAUCAACAUUUGCAUUGCUGUACACAGAAAGAGCAUUGCCCGGGGUCAGUGUGGACAUGAACAUCACAUAUGCUUCAGCUGCUAAAGUUGGAGAAGAAGUACUGAUCACAGCUCAGGUUUUGAAGCAAGGAAGAAAUCUUGCAUUUGCCAGCGUGGAUCUAACAAAUAAGGCGACAGGAAAGUUAAUUGCGCAAGGCAGACAUACAAAGUACAUAGGACAGUAAUGCAAGGAAUUUCAACAACAACAUUGGGUUGAGAAUCCCAUCUAGAACAAUUUUCUCACUUAUGCAAUGACAAUCUCCAUACUUCUGACUGUAUAACACAAAUUGGUCUCAGUUCCAUGAUAUAUGAACAAAUUUAUGACCUUCAGAAUGGCUAGAAGCAUAAAAUUAAUGCCUGUUUGGGGAUGAAAAAUAACCCAAUAGCAUGAAAAUGCAUCUGUUUGGACUCUGAGGGCCAAGGUAACAAAGAAAAAAGCCUGUAGAACAGCGGUGUGGUUCACUAACAUGACAGUAUUAAAAAAUCUUUUUUGUUUUGGCUGUGAUGUAGCCAUGUGAGUAAGCAACCCACCCUUCAGGCUUGUGACUAGCACAUUCACACACUACAGUGUGUGCUUACUGACUGUUCUGUAGGAGGGUGGUGAAGGGUGCCUAUAAGCAGCUGGUUUCACGUUAUGGAAUGUGUGAAGCAAGCUAAUACAAAGUGUAAGUCACUGAUGCUGUAACAUGUUCAAAUCUUUUCAAUAAAGCUUUCUGAAACUAC